This is a messenger RNA of Meira miltonrushii, 606 nucleotides long. RefSeq lists its product as uncharacterized. The record is from RefSeq and is a predicted model, not a curated record. The transcript has a single exon. NCBI's taxonomy places the organism in Eukaryota, Fungi, Basidiomycota, Exobasidiomycetes, Exobasidiales, Brachybasidiaceae. The coding region runs from base 1 to 606 and encodes 201 amino acids.
AUGCUAUCGUUAGCAUUCGAGUACUUCGUACUCGUCAUCCUCUCUAUGGUCUUCGGCGCUACAUGUUCAUUAGAUCCAUCAUUGAACGCCUAUUCUGCCAGCGCAAACCAAGCUCACCCGAAUCAUGGUCAGCUUACUAAGUUUGGCAAGGGUGUCGAAAAAGAAAUAGAACAAAGUUUGCAACCAAGACCAAAUGAAAUCACGUAUACAGCAAGAGAAGUGCCUCGUUUACGAUUUGUUAAACUCAAAACUAAAGCUGAAAAUGCUGAAUUUCUUCGAAAUCACUGGCAUAAAGAAAAAAAUAGACUUGAUACGACGCUUCCUCAAAGGUCAAGCCUUCGUAAAAACACAAAAGUAGGUAAAAUUCUCGCAAAGUUUCCUGAUACUAUGGAAGGAAAGCACAAGUAUGCAAGGCAAAAGCGAGAUAGCCACAAAAAAGUUCUAAGUGAUAUUUCUAAAGAUAGUGCAGUCCAUAAAAGACUUGGUCAUAUAAACAGCGAUGACGAACGCGAAAUUAAUAAGAUCAAAUUCCGCGAUUCAAUACAGCUCGGAUAUACCAGCGCAGGUUCUCCAAGAAGUCCAAAUGUCGAUCAUAAUGCUGUUUAA